Mirounga angustirostris (Northern elephant seal) is the source of this 1065-nucleotide messenger RNA. It is a transcript of the gene INAFM1, whose product is annotated as InaF motif containing 1. The transcript has a single exon. The record is from RefSeq and is a predicted model, not a curated record. Lineage: Eukaryota; Metazoa; Chordata; Mammalia; Carnivora; Phocidae. Bases 298 to 726 code for a protein of 142 amino acids.
GAAGGCCGGCAGUAGUCGAAAGAGCAGAGAGCUAUCUUUGCAGGCCUGGGGCGGGGUCGAAAUACUAGUUAAGCCAUAGCUUGAUAAUGGUUGGCUGGAGACAGGGGAGGGGGCAGGCCCAGAGCCCGGAGGAGGCCCGCCCGUUCGGGGGCGUGACCAUGCUGGCGGGGGCGGGGUUGGACGAGGGAGCUUUAGAGCGCGGAGGCGGUCCUCCGAGGGGGUGGGUCAGGGGGCGGGCCCAGGGCGCGGGGGCGGGGCCUGCACGGGCCGCUGUGCUGGGCCCAGUGGGCUGCGGGGAUGCGGGGCACGAGCUGCGUGGGCGGCGGCGGCGAGAGCCCGGGGGGCGCCGGGCUGAGCGAAGGCCCGCGGGGCCGUUGGCUGCGCCUCGCCCCGGUCUGCGCCUACUUCCUCUGCGUCUCGUUGGCCGCCGUGCUGCUCGCCGUCUACUACGGGCUCAUCUGGGUUCCCACGCGGCCCCCCGCGGGCCCCGCCGGCCCGCCGCCCAGCGCGCCGUCCCCUCCGUGCGCCGCCCGUCCGGGCGCGCCGCCUGCCCCGGCGCCCGCCGCUGCCUCGGUCUCCUGCCUCCUGGGAGCCCCCGGCGGGCCGCGACCCCAGCUCGAGCUGCCGCGCAGCCGCCGCCGCCGCCACAGCGACCCCAGCAGCCGCCCGAACCGCCAGACACCCAGAGAGACGCCGGAGGCCGCGGGGGGGCGAGGACCCGGGUAACCCUCCCUUCCACCCAAGCUGGAUCGCCGGCCCUCAAGAGCCCGCGCCCCCACGGCGGAUGCUCCGUUACCCGGUUGGGCCCGGACUCCCUCUUCAUGACAUCGCCUAGCGUCUCCGGAGUCGUCAUCCAGAAGAAUGGGUGGGGGGGCAAGGGGAGCUGGCCCAGGGCCUCGCUCCUCUGCCGUCAGGCCGGGGUCCUCCACCAUCUGGCCGACCCGGUCCUGACCUCUGCCUCCUGACACUCUCCGUAGGAGUCUGAGCACAGAGCCCACAGCCCACCGUCCUCUUCUCUGAAUCUCCGUGUCCAUAUGUCCCCCUGCAAUAAACUCCAGCCCCAAC